Apus apus (common swift) is the source of this 2283-nucleotide messenger RNA. It is a transcript of the gene GOT2, whose product is annotated as glutamic-oxaloacetic transaminase 2. Gene Ontology annotation, molecular function: pyridoxal phosphate binding; L-aspartate:2-oxoglutarate transaminase activity. Gene Ontology annotation, biological process: biosynthetic process; L-aspartate catabolic process. NCBI's taxonomy places the organism in Eukaryota, Metazoa, Chordata, Aves, Apodiformes, Apodidae. The record is from RefSeq and is a predicted model, not a curated record. The transcript is spliced from 10 exons. Gene Ontology annotation, cellular component: mitochondrion. The coding region runs from base 48 to 1310 and encodes 420 amino acids.
GCGGUGCUGCGCCCGCCUCCCUCGCUCCCUCCCUCCCUCCCUCCGCCAUGGCGCUGCUGCUCUCCCGCCGCCUCCUGCCCGCCCCGCGCCUCGCCGCCCGCCGCAGCUCAUGGUGGUCCCAUGUGGAGAUGGGUCCCCCCGACCCCAUCCUGGGGGUGACAGAAGCUUUCAAACGGGACACCAACUCCAAGAAGAUGAACCUGGGGGUGGGGGCAUACCGGGAUGACAACGGGAAGCCGUACGUCCUGAGCUGUGUUCGCAAGGCCGAGGCCAUGAUAGCAUCCAAGAAGAUGGACAAGGAGUACCUGCCCAUUGGGGGGCUUGCAGAUUUCACCCGGGCAUCCGCAGAGCUGGCGCUGGGGGAAAACAGCGAGGCCUUCAAGAGCGGCCGGUAUGUCACUGUGCAGGGCAUUUCUGGGACUGGAUCUCUGCGAAUCGGAGCCAACUUUUUGCAACGGUUCUUCAAGGCCAGCCGUGAUGUGUAUCUCCCCAAGCCAUCCUGGGGCAACCACACCCCCAUUUUCCGGGAUGCUGGCCUGCAGCUUCAGGCUUAUCGCUACUACGACCCCAAGACGUGCAGCCUGGACUUCUCUGGAGCCAUGGAUGACAUUUCUAAAAUUCCAGAGAAGAGCAUCAUCCUCUUGCAUGCUUGUGCUCACAACCCCACUGGGGUGGAUCCCCGGCAGGAGCAAUGGAAGGAACUGGCAGCUACAGUGAAGAAACGGAACCUCCUGGUGUACUUUGACAUGGCCUACCAGGGCUUUGCCAGCGGGGACAUCAACCGGGACGCCUGGGCUGUGCGGUACUUCAUCGAGCAGGGCAUCGACGUCCUCCUGUCACAGUCCUAUGCCAAGAACAUGGGGCUGUAUGGGGAACGUGCUGGUGCCUUCACGGUGAUUUGCCGCGACGCCGAGGAGGCCAAGAGGGUGGAGUCUCAGCUGAAGAUCCUCAUCCGGCCCAUGUACUCCAACCCCCCCGUCAACGGAGCCCGCAUCGCUUCCAUCAUCCUCAACACCCCCGACCUCCGGAAGGAGUGGCUGGUGGAGGUGAAGGGCAUGGCUGACCGGAUCAUCAGCAUGAGGACUCAGCUGGUGUCCAACCUCAAGAAAGAAGGAUCCUCCCACAACUGGCAGCACAUCACUGACCAGAUCGGCAUGUUCUGCUUCACAGGGCUGAAGCCAGAGCAGGUGGAGCGACUGACCAAGGAGUUCUCCAUCUACAUGACCAAGGACGGACGAAUCUCUGUGGCAGGAGUCACGUCGGGCAACGUGGGUUACCUGGCCCACGCCAUCCACCAGGUCACCAAGUAGAGACAGAGGUGUGCCCUGGAGCUGGUGGCCUUCCCUUCUCCACCUGCCAAACAUGGGGAGGGGAAGGAAACGAGCAGAAUCCUCCCAACCACACCACCUCGACGCUGCUGCUGAAUGUAUCUUGUAGAUAAGUUGUUGUAGAAGCCUGGUCAAAACCACCCUGCCUUGUGGAGCAGGGACUUCAUUGCCAGCUCCCAUUCGUCACAGCCUUUCUCCCCUGCUGUCCAGCCUUUCUCCAUCAGCCCCAGCACCAUCUGCACUGGAAGAAGCAAAACGUUUAGCUCUGCCAUCUUCACUGGUGGAGGCACCAAAGGCUUCCCCACGCUCCUGUCUCCACCAGAAAAGCUUUCUGAGGCCUCUGGGUGGGCUGAGUGGGAGGGGGCUGCAUCCCUGCCCGCCUCCUCAGCUGGGCCCUGCUGCCAGCAGCCUCUAUCCUCCUCUCCUAGCCCGGAGCUGGGCAGGGCCAAAGCCAUUUCUUCCAACAACCAGCUCCGAGGACUUCUCAGUGCUAAAACUUGCUCCAUCAGCUUCUCUUCCUUCCAUCUGGGAAUCUCUGUUGAGGUGUAACUCCCAGUGAGGGUGUGUGGGGUGAGCCCCUGUCCCUCUAAACCUCCUGCUUCUCCUGACUUCACUCCUCUGCCCUGGAGGGAAAGAAUUCCUCACCUUCCCAGCUAAGAACCCCCCCCCUUGCAAACUGCUGUUGGUCUCUGCCUCUUCCCCUCCCAGCCCAGCCCUGUACCCCCAGCAGCCCUUCCUGCCACGUGGAGUGUCCCAAAGCCAUGUCCACCUUCACUGGAGGGUGCAGGGUGUUCCUCGCAUCUGGUGACAAGAGAAAACAGGAGGGAAAGAUCUUGAGGGAAGAGCUGACAACUCAAAAAAAAAACAUUCUGUCCUUUCAGACUGUCCCUGAGACCCUGUGACUGGCUGGACUUGGAUUUUUAAUCCAAAUAAAGUUGGCUCAUGGCUGUGUCGA